AUGUCAUUGUUGGAACGUAUGCAAAGCGAACCGGCAGAAUGGAACAGGAUUACCGGAUUGUCCCAACGUAUCGGUACAAACUCUCUAACAUAUGAGCAAAUCACGACUGAUUAUCUCGUGUACGACUAUCGUGGUACACAAUUCAACGAACGUGUGACAAUCCCAUUUGCAGUAAAGCGUAAAGGCAAAUUGACAGGAAGAUUUUAUUCUGAAGCAGAGUAUGCGUCUUCCCCUUGUAAUGUAUGCAGAAUGGCUAACAGAAGUCGACCAAAAGGAAAACAAAGAAUUGAAUGCAUCGUUGCAGAAUCGUUUGAUUGUUGUGCAACAUGUUUGUGUGCCGAUAUACCUUGCGUAGAAUGCAAUUGGAAACGACUACCGGAAAGUACCUGGAACAGUAUAGCAUCUCUUGCACAAUCUCCCCCAAGAUAUGCUUCUAAUACGACUUCAAAAAGAGCUCUCGAAGAAGAAGAAAUGCAAAUCAAAGGCGUUGGAUAUUCAUCAAGCUCUGUACAGAUUCUAGGCUCUUCCGAUGCAAGAAAAAGGCAGAAAAGUGAACAGAUGGAGCAAUCUGCGAUUACGUCUAUCAAUUUUCUUGAGGACACCGUGGUUCCAUCUCGAGUGGAAAGUGUAUGUAUGGAAGAGCAGACUGUAAGUAGUCACAAUGGCGAACAAUCGGAUCUGAUCAGUAUGCCUGAGCAGAUCAUGUCUGAGAUUUGCGUUCAAACGGAGAUUCAGCCUGAAGAAGAUCUUGCAGAAAUCAAAGCAGAGUCAUUUGAGGAGAUGAGAGAAGAUGAAGAAUACAUACAAGAGGGAGAACUGCAAGAUGAUGUGAUUCAAAAUGAUGUGAUUCAAGAUGAUGUGAUUCAAGAUGAUGUGGUUCAAGAUGAUGUGGUUCAAGAUGAUGUGGUUCAAAAUGACGUGGUUCAAGAUGAUGUGGUUCGAGAUGAUGUGGUUCAAAAUGACGUGGUUCAGGAUGUUGUGGCUCAAAAUGAUGAGAUUCCAGACGACGCGAUUCAAGAUGUCGCAAAUCACGGAGAAGCGACACAAGAAGAAGUCAGUCCAUCCAAACAAGAGUCAGAAAAGACUGCCGAGCUAAUUAACAAGGUCAAUGAAUUAACAGAGAUGCUCAAUACGGAGAGGAUAUUGUUUGGCAAAGUGAUGGCAAGUCAGAAUCAAGAACUUACAAAAAAGUUCAAAUCUGCGGAAGAGACAAUCAAAUUGCUACAAAGAUCAUUAAAAGGUCACGAAGAGGAGAAUAUACGAGAAAGGAGGAAGUACAAAGAACGUUUAACUCAAGAAAAAGAAGAAAACGAUAAGAUCAAGCAGCAGAAAAAAGGUCUUGAAUUAAUUAUAACUCAACAAAAUGAAGCAAAAAGUCAACAGGAACUAACAUACACCGAAUCUAUUCUCAAGCUUCGAGCACAGAUAGCAAAACAGGAAAGUGAUUUCACUUACAAGAACAAUAAUGCGAAAGCUAAGAUACAGGAAUACGAAAAAGCUCUUCGACAAAAAGACUGGGAGAUUAAGGGGUUGAAAUUGUCAAGUGAGGCGGAGCGAAAACGGCUACAGAACGAGCGAGAUUCAUUUGAGCAAGCACAUCAAAGAUCAGCUGAAGAGAUGGAGGAAGUACGCAAACUUGUAUUUCUUUUACACAAGAAAUGA
Meira miltonrushii is the source of this 1662-nucleotide messenger RNA. RefSeq lists its product as uncharacterized. The record is from RefSeq and is a predicted model, not a curated record. The transcript has a single exon. NCBI's taxonomy places the organism in Eukaryota, Fungi, Basidiomycota, Exobasidiomycetes, Exobasidiales, Brachybasidiaceae. The coding region runs from base 1 to 1662 and encodes 553 amino acids.